CGCUGUUUGCCAGCCGCCGUACGGCGUCAAGCAGGAGGAGAGACCUAAAAGAAGACGAACCGCUGGCUCGAACCGACGUGGGUGGAAACGGUGCCGUUUGCUGUCAGUUGGGCUGUAUUCGCAUCGCGAUUAACGACAGUAGUAAAUGAUACACACAUUAAUAAGAAACAAUGCGCGAAACAGCCGGCAAAGCAGACCAAAAAAACCCCAAGGAGAUAUGUCUGAAGGAGAUAUGUUUCCACGCUGUCAGGGAACAUUUUACUGCGCUGGGCAUUAAGGCUGUUCUUGAUCUUCCAACGCCUCUCAUCACGGAUCUUCUUCCUCAUUUGACUGUAUGUCAACUGGAUGAGCUCCAGCCUGAGCUAAAUCAGAGAGGUGUAUCAACUUACUCUGGAUGGGCUGGAAUCUUACAGGACAUGUGUGGACCUAACAAUGCAGUAGACUUUCACACCGAAGAAGAGGCUAAACAUGAAGUAAUGAGAAUGCUUUUUACACUUGUAUUUUAUGGCUUCACGAACCCCUUUGUCAAAAGAAACAUCACUAAUUUAAACACACCAUCCUUCCUGUGGGCUGCAGCUAAAUGUAUCAAACAUUUUUUACUCAUUACAAGCUUGCAUAAGCCCCUCCAAAGUUUAACUGCUGAGCAGCGGCCUCUUCUGAACAUCCUGGAGAAGCGUAUCAGGAGUGUUGGUGUAUCGCAGUCCAUUGAUCUAUCAAAGAGGAAGACACAAACUGCAUUGUACGUUCUCCAUCGCCUGCUCGACCACGGGGUGGCUAAAAAACUUGUCGUACACGUGCAGUGUCCCAUUGUGCUGGCCUGGCUCCUACACGGAAGGGGAUCUCAGUAUGUAAAUCCCGAGCUGAAGAUCCUCAUGCACAGCAAAAAGGAAAACUGUAUUUCACAAGCCGUUUCAGCCAGUGCAGACAGGGCCAGUUGCAGUCCAGGUCUUGACACGAGGGUUUCAGAACAUAAGGAUGAUCAAGUGAUCCCAUGCAAACGUUCCAAGUUGGAUUCUGUGUCUGUAAAGGAGGAAUCUGGAAAAGCAAACUUUACUUUGGACCCAAAGGCUCUCUGUCGAACCUUCACUUCAUGUGAAGGUCCCUCAGCAGAGGCUUGUCCAUCGGGACAGAUUGAUUGUCUGGAGAUCAGGCAGUGUGGAUCCGACUCCCUCAGAGUGCUGAACUCUGCCCUACCCACAUUUUUCUGCCUUCGCUCUCUAACUCUUCACAGCUUUUCAACCCUCAUGGACUCUGAUGUGUUGGGCCUGGCCCGAGCCCUGAAGCAGCUGUCUGAGAGCUCCCGCAGCUCCCUCACUGAUCUGAACAUUGGCGUCCUGCCGUACACCAAGCUCUCAGAGAUCCUGCUGGAUGCAAGCCCCAAGGUGACAUCCCUGCACGUGGAGAUCCAAACAGUGAUGUGGGGACCACACUUUUCACCAUAUCAUCCCAGGACUGCUGAGUCAGACAUGUCAGUAGAGCUGCCCUUGGAGAAGCUGACAGUCAAAGUAGCUGAGCUCCAAACAGAUCUGCACUUCAUCACAUCUGUGCUGAGACGUUCUCCACAUCUCACCUCACUUCACAUAGCUGGGAUGAGAUUACCAACUGGCUCCUCUAUCAGCCAACUCCUCACCACUCUUUCAGAGUCAAAUCACUGCUUGCGGAGUCUCAACUUGGAAGACAUGAAGCUAUCUGAUUGUCUCCCUGAGAUCCUAAAUCUACUGAGAGACUGCAAGUUGGAAGAGCUGUGGUGUAACGACUGCCGCCUUCUUGAGAAGUGGAGUGACAAAGAGGGCAGUUUGCAGCAGUUGGUGGCUGCUCUAAAGACAGUGCCUUCUCUCCACACACUCAGCCUGGCUCAGAAUCGGCUAGCCAAGAACGUGUGUGUGCUAGCAGAGCUAUUCUCAGGAUCCUCACCAAGCUCAGUGAAACGCCUUGACAUCAGCUCCAACUUCAUUCAGCCCACUGAGCUGCUGGAGUUCGCUGAGAGAUUAAGGACACAUCCUCCCCCACACCGACUGACCCUUGACCUCAGGAAGAACCCAGGGGAUCGAGACCCUGACACGUGGAACACUGCGCUGAAAAGGCUCCGUCCAUACUGUGUUCUACUGGUUGAAGGAUGGAAGUCCACUGAUACAAUGGUAGACCACAUCAGCAAUAUGUGAACAAAGCUGGAGUAAAAUCUCUGCUAUGACUCCUUGUAGGAGUGAGAGAUGGCUGUAAAACAUCAGUACUUUAUGCAAAGUUCGUCAUUUUGUCUUUGAUAGAGGAGAAUGACUGGUCAGUUUGAGUUCAGUUCAGACAGUUGCAUAGAUUUCAAUGACAAGUUUUCACUGCUCAAGAAAACCUUCAAAACAUUGCAAAACCCUAUCAAACCACACCUGCAGCAUGAGUCACUUCUCCACUGUCCCACAGAGGCAAGACUGUUGUAAACAGUCGUAUUUUCACCAUGUUCGGAUAAACAACCUCCAUUGUGUCUGCAUCGUGAUGUAUAGUGCCACAUGGAAGCACUGUGUGUGAGUGCACAUACUGUACUGAGCAUACAGGUGGGCAGCCGAUAAGUGGAUGAAGCUGUAUGAGUGUUUUUAGACCUUCUCAUUGACAUUGUUUUUCUCCUGUAAUUACAAUUUUUCUGACAUUAGUUAUGGUAGAACAUAAGUCAUUUUGCUUUGUAAUUAGGUGUUUGACACAUUUCAUUACUUCUGUGUAUAUUCAUCAAAUGUAACAUUUAAUUUGUGCUAUUUUGUGCAGUUGGAAAAUAACAGCAUCUCGUGUUAGUUUGA
This is a messenger RNA of Xiphias gladius (swordfish), 2780 nucleotides long. RefSeq names its product leucine rich repeat containing 41 (gene lrrc41). The record is from RefSeq and is a predicted model, not a curated record. Lineage: Eukaryota; Metazoa; Chordata; Actinopteri; Istiophoriformes; Xiphiidae. Bases 171 to 2162 code for a protein of 663 amino acids. The transcript has 10 exons.